Molecule: messenger RNA, 357 nt
Organism: Brassicogethes aeneus
Lineage: Eukaryota; Metazoa; Arthropoda; Insecta; Coleoptera; Nitidulidae
Source: the annotation of a GenBank genome assembly
AUGGAAACGCUAAAAAAACAAGCCAACAAAGCUUUCAGAAGAGAGGAGUAUGAAAAAGCUUUGACUUUAUACACUAAAGCGUUAGAUUUAAUUAGGGAUAGCGUCGUUCUAUACAACAAUAGGGCUCUAACAUACAUAAAACUAAAAUUAUACGAAAAAGCUUUACCAGAUUUAAACUGGGCUUUGCGACUGAACGAGGAUUGUUUAAAGUCUUGGUUACUUCUGGCUAAAGCCAAUUUUUACCUUGAAAACCUGACAGAGUUUGACAAGGCCAUUAAGGAGGCUAUGGAGAGAAACCCUAAUCAUAAGGAUUACAUAAACGAGUUUGUGGACGAUUUGAAGAUGAAAAAUGAUUAA